UGUCUGAUAUUGUCUCCCACAUAGACUCCUAAAAUUAAGAUAUGGGUGAGAGACCCAAACGCAGGGAUUUUAUUCCUCCAAAUCCCAUCUUUCCUUUCCAACAAGGCCAUCAUCAUGACCUGUUCUUCCAACCUUCAUCUACUUAUCCCUCCCUGCAACAAAACGACCCACCACAUAAUCAUACAGUCCUGCCCAUGUCUCCUUCUUUAGACUUCACUGAUCCCCCUCCUUCCGCUACUCCCAACUCUUUUGAUGAAACCUGUAACGAGAAAAUCAAGAAAAGGAUUAUGCAUAGAGAUUUGGAGCGUCAAAGAAGGCAAGAAAUGACCACCCUUUAUGCAUCCCUUCGAUCACUUCUCCCUCUACAAUAUCUGAAGGGGUGUGGAACUGGUGAUGCAAUCUUGCAGGGAAAGCGAGCUAUCUCUGAUCACAUGAACGAAGCUGCCAAUUAUAUAAGAGACCUAAGGAAGAGAAUCCAAGAACUUAGUGCCAAGAGAGAUAAGCUCAGAAAGAGACCCAAUUCAGGCGCUCCCGACGUCGUCGUCGUCGUCACCGGCAAUUAUCCGCCAAGGAACUGUGUUAUUGUCCAGCCUUGUUUGGGUGGAGUGGAGGUUGUUAUUAGCAGUGGCUUAAGGAAUGGAGAGCUUCCAUUGUCGAGGGUUCUCAGAGUUAUAGUCGACUAUGGGUUUUGUAUAAUUAGCUGCGUUUCGACUAGAGUGGAUGAGAGGUCACUUCACACUAUUCAUUCCGAGGUUAGCGAUGAUCUCACAGAUGUGGAUCUAUCACGCCUGCAGCAGAUACUGACUGAUUUGAUCUCAUCCCCUUCGAGUUAGGGUUCCAUGAGACCUGGCCGGUUUCUCCUUUUCUUCCUCCUUUGUUGAAUUUGAAGGGUGUUUUACCUUGGUGGGCAUUUGUGUAUCACCAUUCUCACCUCAUGAAUCAUAUCAAAAUGCGGAUAUCAGAAGUUUUUGGAUGUUUUUGGUUCUCUUUGGAGGUUGUCAAUGGUUUUAUUAUGUACAUAGUUUUCUCUCUUGAUUGAAUCUUUUGAUAAGAAUGGAAACCCUCACAGUGACUUGGAUUCUCCCAUCAUUGAA
Macadamia integrifolia is the source of this 1094-nucleotide messenger RNA. Its product is annotated as transcription factor bHLH36-like. Gene Ontology annotation, cellular component: RNA polymerase II transcription regulator complex. Lineage: Eukaryota; Viridiplantae; Streptophyta; Magnoliopsida; Proteales; Proteaceae. The transcript has 3 exons. Gene Ontology annotation, molecular function: protein dimerization activity; RNA polymerase II transcription regulatory region sequence-specific DNA binding; DNA-binding transcription factor activity, RNA polymerase II-specific. Bases 42 to 833 code for a protein of 263 amino acids. The record is from RefSeq and is a predicted model, not a curated record. Gene Ontology annotation, biological process: regulation of transcription by RNA polymerase II.